UUCUCGUCCCUUCCUUCCCGGGCUGGCUGGCGGCUGCGGGUGGUGGACCUGCAGAGCGGCGGUCGCCCACACCUCGCUCCUUCCUGGGCCGGCAGAUCCUUUUGUGUCUUCCGAGCGGCAAAGGUCGCAGGUCUGGCGCGGCGGCUGAGGGCGCACUGACGCCCGCACUCCCCGUCACCUCCCCAGCCUCGGCCACCACCGAACUUGGGCUCGAGAAGCCAGCGGACCGCAUCCAGAGCCGCAGCCGGGGCAUGGUCUAGAACCCUGGUCAAGCCUGCACAUCAGCUCCCAGCACUCUGACCCCUGCUCUGUCUUGGCCUCCACUUGGCCCUAGGCUUAGUCUCCACUGCCAGCUGCCAUGGGCAAGCAAAACAGCAAGCUGCGGCCUGAGGUGCUGCAGGACCUGAGGGAGCACACGGAGUUCACCGACCAUGAGUUGCAGGAGUGGUACAAAGGCUUCCUCAAGGACUGUCCCACAGGCCACCUGACAGUGGACGAGUUCAAGAAGAUCUAUGCCAACUUCUUCCCCUACGGCGAUGCCUCCAAGUUCGCUGAACACGUCUUCCGCACCUUCGAUACCAACAGCGACGGCACCAUCGACUUCCGGGAGUUCAUCAUUGCGCUGAGCGUCACCUCUCGAGGCAAGCUGGAGCAGAAGCUCAAGUGGGCCUUCAGCAUGUAUGACCUAGACGGCAACGGCUACAUCAGCCGCAGCGAAAUGCUGGAGAUUGUGCAGGCCAUCUACAAGAUGGUGUCCUCCGUGAUGAAAAUGCCUGAAGAUGAGUCCACGCCUGAGAAACGAACAGACAAGAUCUUCAGGCAGAUGGACACAAACAAUGAUGGCAAACUGUCCCUGGAAGAAUUCAUCAAAGGUGCCAAGAGCGACCCGUCCAUUGUCCGGUUGCUGCAGUGUGACCCCAGCAGUGCUAGCCAGUUCUGAGGGGAAUGGGCUUGUGGACAGUUGUGAAGAAACACAGGCUUGUCCUAGCCAUCUUCAGCUUUGCUUGCAAAAGUGGAUUCCUCCAUGAUCCCUCCUGCUCUCCCGGAACCUGGGUCCAAGGCAGCACAUCGCACCCACCUGGCCUGGCCGGCUGCAUCUCCCUC
Molecule: messenger RNA, 1104 nt
Organism: Acomys russatus (golden spiny mouse)
Lineage: Eukaryota; Metazoa; Chordata; Mammalia; Rodentia; Muridae
Gene: Hpcal1
Product: hippocalcin like 1
Exons: 5
Coding region: 359-940 (193 amino acids)
Molecular function (GO): calcium ion binding
Source: RefSeq, a predicted model, not a curated record